AUGAAUAGUGUUGGUCAACCGUUUGAUUAUUAUUGUGUAUUGGAUUUUGAAGCAGUAUGUCAUCAAGUUAAUCCAAAUUUAAAAAAACCAUCAGCUAAUGAUAUUUGGGAAAUAAUUGAAUUUCCAAUAUGUUUAUUAUCAUCAGAAACAAAUCAAAUAAUUGAUAUUUAUCAUAGUUAUGUUCGACCAACAAUAAAAACAACUUUAAAUGAAAUAUGUAUGUCGAUAACUGGUAUAACUCAAACAAUUGUUGAUCAAUCUCCAACAUUUGAUAUUGUAUGGAAUGAUGUUCAACAAUUUUUAUCUAAACAUUCAUUAAUAUCAUUGACAGAUGAUUAUUCAAAUUGUCAUAGUUUUACAUGGAUAACAUGUGGCAAUUGGGAUUUACGAACAAUGUUACCAUUACAAUUAAAACAAUCUGCAUUAGAACGACCUGAAUUUAUUGAUCAAUUUAUUAAUAUAAAAGAAUUAUAUAUGGAAUAUUAUCCAAAUACUCGAAUAAGAGGAAUGAAAGAUUUAUUACAAAAAUUAAAUUUAAAAUUAGAAGGACGACAUCAUUCAGGAAUUGAUGAUACAAAAAAUAUAACUAAAAUAGCACAAUGGUUUAUUGAAAAUAAACAACCAUUAAAAUUAACAUCGAAAAAAACCGAAUAA
Messenger RNA from Rotaria sp. Silwood1, 654 nucleotides. The record is from the annotation of a GenBank genome assembly. Lineage: Eukaryota; Metazoa; Rotifera; Eurotatoria; Philodinida; Philodinidae.